UCUCCUUGAAUCUAGGGGCGUUUCGGCAUCCGAAGCUUCGGCAAGCAAAGCAAGCUCCAGUAUGGGCAAUAGUAACAGCCUUCCUGUAGAAUCGAAGUUUACUGAUGCAAAAGAGAAUGACGGAAUUAAGUAUGCUGUGUCAUCUAUGAAAGGAUGCACUGCGAAAAUGGAAGAUGCUCAUGCAGCUUUCCUAAAUCUUGAUGAUACCACAUCCACGUCAUUCUUUGGUGUUUAUGAUGGACAUGGAGGACCUGAAGUAGCAUCGUAUUGUGCAAAACAAUUUCACAAUGAGCUCCGCAAUCAUGAAGACUAUCACAACGAUCUGACUAAUGCACUGAAGAGUGUGUUUUUCAGCAUGGAUGAGAACCUCCAACGGUCUGAUACUUGGAGGGAGUUAGUUAUUCCUCGUGAUCAUGGAUGGCUGUAUUUUCUCAAGACUGGUGUCUGUGCUAACCUUUGGCCUUUCCCACAGCUUCUUAAGUUAUCAUUGCACCUUGGUUCUUAUCAUACUAUGGUGCUGCCCCAAAUUAAGGCUACAUACACUGGGCCAGCACAUGAAGGGGGCACAGCAUGUGUGGUUCUCAUUAGAGAUAACCAUAUCAUUGUUGGAAACGUUGGUGAUUCUCGUUGUGUACUCUCAAGAAAUGGUCAGCAUAUUGAUUUAUCCUUCGAUCACAAACCAGGCAGUGAGUCCGAAAGAGAGAGAGUUAAACAAGCAGGAGGAAGACCUAUUGGAUAUAAGUGUCAAUUAGUAAUGGGGCAUCAUGUAGUCAAGGAACAAUGGGGCUUACGUAAUUUUAAGGGACGUAUAUCAAUCUCAAGAUCAAUUGGUGACUUUGCUUUCAAGAAGAACAAAGAUUUACCUCGUGAAAGACAAUUGUUGGUAUGCGAUCCAGAAAUUCUCACUGAUUACAUAACUGAAGACACGGAGUUUCUUGUUAUAGCAAGUCAAGGCCUCUGGUAUUGCGUGGAUAGUGAGGCAUUGGUUGCUUACAUACACGACCGUUUGUUUGCUAGGGCAGACCUGCGUGUCAUCUGUGAGGAGGUUGUUGAGUUUGGCUUGCCAUCGGGCGAAAACACGACCGUCAUUCUGGUUCAGUUCAACGCACGCGCCUUCCAGUACGAGCUGGUCGAUCCCGCUACCUUUCCCACCUCUAACAUUGCCAGCACCAGUGCCGGCGCGGCUGGUGCCAGCGACUCGAGCGCCACGAGCGGCGAGGUCGACGACGGCAACACCGAUGACGCCGACGAGGUCGACCCCACUGCCACUGCCGCAGCCAACGCAGCGACACCGGCGACGAGGUCAUCGUUGACGCCGCCGCCAUCGUGGCCGCUGGCAAGGAGUAGUAUUUGAAAGUAUCUAAAGAAAUAGAUCUAAAAUAAAAAUUGUAUUUGACAUGGACGACUUACACCCAUACGAGACCAAGCUUACAUGGAUGCAUGACUACGAUAGAGUAGUUUCCACUUUUAAUUUGUCCAACACAAAGAUGAUAAUAUUGUUCCUACGUACUUCUCUAAAACACCUUUCAUUAUAUUUUGGUUGUUCUACAGAAACUAUA
Molecule: messenger RNA, 1559 nt
Organism: Oryza brachyantha (malo sina)
Lineage: Eukaryota; Viridiplantae; Streptophyta; Magnoliopsida; Poales; Poaceae
Product: probable protein phosphatase 2C 16
Exons: 12
Coding region: 62-1354 (430 amino acids)
Biological process (GO): protein dephosphorylation
Molecular function (GO): cation binding; protein serine/threonine phosphatase activity
Source: RefSeq, a predicted model, not a curated record